AUGGCCGACGCGGUGUUCCCCACGCAGGCCACGGCGCAAACCCGCUACAUCAGCCUGUUCGGCACGCGCACCCGCUUCGUCAUCAUGGUGCUCAUUCUGCUGUGUCUGACGAGCAUCUGGUCGAACAUCCUCGCCUUCAACUUUGCCGUCGUUUGCAUGGACGACGACGAUUCCGACACGCUGGAGACUUCGCUGAACGGCACCCGGAAAACACACUUCACAAACAGUAAGUCCUAGUACACCUCCCUUUAACCUCGUUAUCUCAAACAUAUGACCCCUCAUUGUUAUCAGCCCGCUGAUAAACACUCAUCAAUCAUCCGUCUCCAUCUUCGUCUUUCAGCGCAAAAUUCGUUGGCCAUGUCGAUUGUGGCGAUUGCCGCAUUGCUGGGAAACUUUCCGAUUGUACAACUCGUCGGCAUGGUCGGCAUUCGGACGGUGUUCGCCGGACUCGGCAUCCUCUCCGCCGUCUCCACACUCCUCAUUCCGCUCUCGAUCAGAGUACGGUUUCGGAAACAAAGGGAAUAUGAAUAUACUGAACAUGUGGAACAUUCCAGAUGGGCUUCUACUACUUCCUGGCGAUCCGCUUCCUCCAGGGCUUCGCGUUCUCCGCCAACUUCCCCGUCAUCGGCUCGUUCUGCGCCAAAUGGUCGUAUUUCAAACAAAACGGACUGUUCGUUUCGGCCCUCGUCGCCUACGUUCAGUUGGCGCCGGCCAUCACAAUGCCCGCUUCCGGUGCACUUUGUGACGCAUUCAAGUGAGUAAUCAGGAAGGAUCUUCGUCAGUUUUAUUGUGGGCGCGUCUGGUGACGAUGACGAUGAGAGUUGACCGAUUCCGAUUACAGUUAACAUUUCAAUUCAAAUGUUUUUGGUCUAUCAACCCGCUUAUCACGAACUAUAAUCCUCUUUUUGUGGCGGGGGACGAUGAAACGAGAAUACCAAACGUCCAAUGGAAACUAUUACAGAUGGCCAUCAAUCUUCUAUGCUCACGGAGCCGUUUCUCUCCUUCUCUUCGUCACCUACGCUCUCUUCUACCGUAACUCGCCACAAAAGCAUCCGUUCGUCGGAAACGUCGAGUUGAAGAAGAUCUCGAUCGGAAAAAUUGCCACCAUUGAGUAAGAACUGAUCUGAAUCGAGUAGGAUCUCAACUAACUCUUUCAGCAAGCGUGCCCUCAAGUCGGUCCCCUACGGAGCGAUCCUCAGAACGCCGGCGAUCUGGGCCGUCUGGGUGGCCGCUAUCGGAAACUUCACGUGCGUCAACAUGAUGUUCCUCUUCUCCCCGAUCUACCUCUCCAAAGUGCUCGGCUUCCCGGUCCACUCGACCGGAAUCACCGCCGCCCUCCCUCCGUUCCUACAGUUCGUCUCGAAACUUGUCUGCGGCGCCAUCUCCGACCGUAUCAAAUGCAUCCCCGAAGGCAUCAAAUUCCGCAUUUUCAACUCGUUCGCCUUCUUCGGAUCCGCCUCCUUUCUGGCCGUUCUGGCGUUCAUGGGCGAUGCGCACAAGGACAACAACAUGAUCAUUUUGGGAUGCUCCGCCGGAAUGCUCGGCGCCACCACCGGAGGAUUCUUCAAAGCGGGCCCGGUUCUCUCGAAGCAGUACAGCCACUUUGUGACCGGAAACAUCUCGUUGGGAAUCACGAUCACCAUGCUCAUUGUGCCGUUCUUUGUGAACGCGCUCACCAAGAACAACACGCAGGAGGAGUGGAAAUGGGUGUUCCUGAUCACUGGAGCUGUCAUGGUUAGUCCCAAGCUUCAAAGAUCUAUAAUAUCAUUGGUUUUCAGUGUAUUUGCAACAUCUUCUUCGUCAUUUUCGUGAAAGGAGAGCCGUGUGAAUGGACUGCCGACAACUUCCACAACUCGAACUCCGUCGCUGAUCUUGAGAGCCACAACGUCAGAAGCGCCACGGUGACGACCGUCUCCGCCAGCGUUGAGGAUUCUCCUGAAAAGCUGUAA
Molecule: messenger RNA, 1949 nt
Organism: Caenorhabditis sp. 36 PRJEB53466
Lineage: Eukaryota; Metazoa; Nematoda; Chromadorea; Rhabditida; Rhabditidae
Source: the annotation of a GenBank genome assembly